AUGGAGCUCAGAAGAAUGGCAGUCUGCCAGGACUGUCUCUCAGUCCUGCGACAGCCGAAGAAUGCUUCGAAGCUCCAGCAGCUCGCGCCAAUCGCACAGACUGCCAGGAGAACCUUGGCGACAUUCCCUACGACACCUCGGAGUACAGCACACACAUCGCAGACCGCCCGCAUACAGCAGAUCAGACGCCUGGCCACCGGAGCUCAUCGACCAGCUGCCACCCAGUCACUCGAUCUCAAUGCCGCACACAGUCGCAUACAGCAGCUGGCAUCAUCCGUGUUGAAGCCUGAGGGUGGCAAGCUGCCGUCGGAACAGAGAGUGCUAUAUGUCCUGGAACAGCUUGAGGCUCUGGCAAAAGUCGUACUGGAUGAGAAAGGGCCUGAAGGUGUGCUGAAGCCGAAAAUUUCAGCAAAGGCCCAGCAAGAGACAGCGACAUCAGCACUUCUAGGGAGUGUCAAUGCCCGGCAGCAUCCCACAUACAUAUCAAAAGUAAGCAUUCUCGACUUGAUCAGCGAGAAGGCGCAGGAGAUCGUACGACAUCCUGAUGUGUUCAUCGCUCCGGCGAUAUUGAAGGCCUAUGUGGAAUUGCAAAGCCUCUUGGAGCAGCCUUCGAGCUUUCCGGACCUUUUCGAUCUCUAUGCCCGUAAGCCCGUACCGACGUCCAAGAGUGCCAAUGAAGUCGAGUACACAGCUGCUUCGCCCGAUAAGGUAAAUGCCGCCAUCGACUCCAAGACUGCCAACGUCGCUCUGGAUGCGGCAAUAAAGUCGCACAACUUGCCAUUGGCGAUAGAUGUCAUUACCACUUCAUUCAGUACAGCUGCGUUCAAGAAAGCCAAAACUCUUCGUCAAGCGGCAAUCCCCAUGGCAGGUCUCGGUCUGGCUCCUGCGGCAGCCUAUACACUCUCCUCGUCAUUCUCAUCACUACAGCAAACAAUGGACCCGAGCACAGCCACUGGUAUUGCAUUCGCCGGCAUCAUGACUUAUGUGGGUGCAGUCAGCAUGGUCGGCUACGUGGCGGUAACCACCGCAAAUGAUCAGAUGGACCGAGUGACAUGGGCAAGUGGCGUGCCAUUGUGGGAGAGAUGGAUCAGAGAGGAGGAGCGGGCAGCCAUUGACAAAGUGGCUGGCGCAUGGGGUUUCAGAGAAGUCGAGAAGAGGGGUGAAGAGGAAGGCGAAGACUGGGAGAGUCUGAGAGAGUGGGUCGGUGUGAGGGGCAUGGUAUUGGACAAGGUCAGCUUGAUGGAAGGCAUGGAGUAA
Molecule: messenger RNA, 1257 nt
Organism: Fulvia fulva
Lineage: Eukaryota; Fungi; Ascomycota; Dothideomycetes; Mycosphaerellales; Mycosphaerellaceae
Exons: 1
Coding region: 1-1257 (418 amino acids)
Source: RefSeq, a predicted model, not a curated record